Messenger RNA from Anthostomella pinea, 2088 nucleotides. The record is from the annotation of a GenBank genome assembly. NCBI's taxonomy places the organism in Eukaryota, Fungi, Ascomycota, Sordariomycetes, Xylariales, Xylariaceae.
AUGCCACGAACACUAUUGCUCUGCUUCAUCCACGGCUUCAAGGGGAACGACAACACCUUCCGCGACUUUCCCUACGAUUUGAAGACCCAGGUAGCCAAGAAGCUGCCUGACCAGCAUGUCGAGUCCAUCGUGUAUCCACAGUAUGAGACCAAGGGCGAGCUGGGACAGUGCUCGGAAGCCUUUCUAUCAUGGCUGAAGGAAAAGGUCAUGGAAGUGCGCAAGGAGCACACCGAGAAGCCAUGGCCCCCAAAUGAUCGUGAGGUCGGAGUCAUUAUGGUGGCACAUUCGAUGGGGGGCUUCGUCGCAUCCGAUUCUCUCAUGCUCGUUCUGAACGAGAGAAUCGCGAAUGGUCAGGAAGACUCGCCCAUCUUUCCCUUGAUUCAGGGCGUCUUGACUUUUGACACACCUUUUAACGGCCUGGCGAGGUCCAUGUUUGUCUACGGUGCCUUUUCAAACUACCAGAAAGUCAGCAGCGUUUUCAAUGUCAUGACAGCCCUGUCCUCCGCAGCACCGUCUGCUCUCGGCUCUAUUGCGUCCAAAAGGUCAGCCUCAACUCUCCCUGCGGCCAAGUCAUCCAGCCCAGCAUGGCAGGGUUGGCAGCUCAUCGCUAUGCGCACUGGUACCGUUGGCGCCAUCGCUGCUGGAGGUGUGACUGCAUACACCUAUCGCCAGCAGAUCAUCAGCGGCAUGAAAAACAUGCGCAACCUCAACAAAGACUCUGUCAAGGAAGGCUACCAGAGCAGCGUGGACACACUCAGCAACGGGCUGGCGUACAUCAACCGUGGCAACGUUGGCCGAUCUUUUGAGUACCUCUCUGAUCACUUUACGUUCGUUGGCACACUGAUGAAGCAACAAGAGCUCAGCCGAAGACUCGAACGUAUGGGACUACUCAAGGGUGUUGGCAUCCACGACUUCUACACUUCGCUGGGGGAGAAUGGAGUAUGGAGUGGCGGCUACUUCGUUCCUGAGCGAACAUUUUGUGCCAUUCCGCCCGCAGAUCAUCAAGCUCAUUCCAUAUUCUCUCGGAAAGUCAUCAAGAGAGUUGAUGAUGAGAUCCAAGCGCACAUGAGCAUGUUUGUUCGAGACAAGAAUGAGGAGUACGAGCAGAUGACUGACGAAGCCGCCAAUAUCGUCAUCGGAUGGUUCAACGACGACUCCGACAUUGUGGAUGAUCCCAAGUUUGCCACACCGCCACCACCAGAAGCCGUGGAGCAACCUGUCACAACCACAGAAGAUGGCCAGGAAAUCCCCAAGACUGAUGGCCUUGGCAGUACCUCGACUGACUCCCUACCCGAUGGACAGCAAACUGGGGAUGAUCUGCCCGACGAAUCACCACUGGACAUUACCGCUGCAGCUGCCGCCGUGCCACUACCCGACGAUGAUGAAGAUAUCCCUCCAGUCGGUGGUGGUACCAAAGAAGAGCGCAAGAGCAGUUACAUGCGGUAUCUCAUGGGCGUUGCACAAGGAGCAGGGACAGGCGUUGCAUCCUACGUGCCAACGAGUCUGCCUGAAAUGCCCUCUGGGCCAAGCUUCAGCUCUUACAUCCCCACACAAUACAUCCCCACACAAUUGCCCUCGAUGCCUCAGAUGCCAUCCAUGCCGACGGUUAACAUGUGGGGUAAGAAACAGCAGGCAGAUACUCCCGACACAGACAAGCCAGCAGAGACGGAAACCGAGAAGGCUGAAAAGACGCCAGAGACGACCGAGACUAGCGAUGGGAAAAUCGAUGAGAAGACCGAUGGGAGCACCAAGGAGAAGACAGAGGAGAAGAAAGAUACUCUUGACACAGACAAGCCAAUAGAGACGGAAACCGGGAAGACCGACGAGACUGAAAAGACGACAGAGGCGACCGAGACCACCGAUGGGAAAAUCGAUGAGAAAAUCGAUGAGAAGACCGAUGGGAGCACAGAGGAGAGCACAGAGGAGAGCACAGAGGAGAAGACAGAGGAGAAAGAGUCUAAGCCCGCAGACCUACCAGUACUGACCGUCCAGUGGUACGCGAAGCCUUCUACACAACCUGUGGCGACGACCGAGGUCCAGCAAGACCCCGAGACUAAAGAAGAGCCGUCUGCAGCCGCGGCUAAGUGA